AUGCCCGCACACUGUCCUGCGUCGGACUCGUCCCUCGGCAAGCUGCUGGAGUUCUGCAGACGUGUUGUCGCGGAGCAGAGCACGGUCCUUGUCACAGGGGGCAUCGUGGCCACUGCCGGCCAGUUUACCAGUUGGUGGUUCGGCGCGUACUCCAUCGUAGCGGGUGUCUUCAUCUGCCUGCUGGAGUACCCCCGCGGGAAGAGGAGAAAGGGGUCCACCAUGGAGAGAUGCGGACAGAAGUACCUGACCAAAGUGGUGAAGGUGUUGGGACCUCUCUCCAGGAACUACUACGUCCGGGCCAUCCUGCACCUGGGGCUCUCGGUACCUGCCGGCUUCCUGCUUGCCACCAUCCUGGGGACAGCCUGCCUGGCCAUCGCGAGCAGCAUCUAUCUGCUGGUGAGUGGCAUCCCCUGUGGUUCGCCCCCUGGCACGUGCCACCCCCGUCCCCAAAGCCAGCUGUGCAGGCAGAGCCAAGGCCGAGCCCGUGUCCUUGCUUGUGCCGGGGCGGGGUCCUGA
This is a messenger RNA of Puma concolor (puma), 516 nucleotides long. The record is from RefSeq and is a predicted model, not a curated record. Lineage: Eukaryota; Metazoa; Chordata; Mammalia; Carnivora; Felidae.